GCUUCGUACCCGGAAGUUGUUGUUCGCCGCGAAAUAUCAACUAUCACGGUUCAACCUCAAACCGGUGAAAAUGUCUUUGAAAACGUUUUUUCAGCAAUGAAAUCGCUUCCGCAGGACUAACUCACGACAGUUGAAUGGAUGGAGAUUUAAUAUAUAUGUCAGUCGUGUGGAGUGGUUGUAAUGCAGCGGAGUAAAGUGUCUGUGAGUGUGGAAGUGAAGCAGGUGAUCGGAACUUUGUGCAGACUGCUAGAGGCUACCGGCCUUAGCGCUGUCCCUGCACCGGAAACUUUCAGACGGGCAAAAUUCGGCGAUGGACUCGAAGUGGAAAGUCAGUUUUGGCAGCUCCUCUUCGACAUCCUUCACAGAAGUGGCAUUGUGUACUGUAAAUCCAGCACACAGUCAAGGGGAGGCUCAGAGCACAGGAAGCUGGUGGUUGCAGGCCUUUGGCAAACGGGUUAUCAUGCUGACUGGAUGUAUGAGAGGGAGGCUGGAGAAGAAGAGGAGGGAAGGAGUUUAUCCAGCAAAAAUCUCCUCUUGGCACUAGGCUGGCUGCUUGCUACAGGAACACUAGAGAAAUUGCUGGCGCAGCGAGUUCAGCAACUAGACCAAACACUACUCACUUCUGUGCCUGAGAACACUCAGGUUGCGUGUAGGCUCCAGUUUGACAUGGCCUCACUGCGGAGACUUCAGUGGCUCGUUGGCUGUCUGAAACACCAGGGGAAGACCCUCAUGUCCAUGUUAGAAGAGCGAACUCGGUUGCUUCAUGCUGUUUUGUCUGUCAGCCUUCCGUCCACUGUUUCUUCCUGGUCUGAUCAAAGCUCCACAGCACUAAGUGAUGACUGUGUUCGGAUGCAGCAACUCUGUGACCUCCUAGAAUCAUAUCUGAACUGGAAACCAGUGGAGAAAGUCUUUUGGACCUGGAUGGACAGUGUUGUGGACUGGCAUUUUAAAGAUCCUGUUGUCAAGGAGCCUCUGCAUCCACCCAAUGUGAGCACAAGAAAGUGUCACCAUGGAAACCAGGGGUUGGAAAAAUUAGAGGACAUGCUGCUGAGACUGCCCACAGCACAGAAAGGGCAGAGGAGAGGUAGAGGGGAUGGCGAGGUCAGAGGAGGAGAGAGGCUGCAGGGUGGAAUGGACACCUCCUCUCUUCUCCUUUCUCUCUCAUCCCUGCCCCCUUACUCCCAGGCCCACCGAGCCAGCCUCCAGGCUGUCAGGACAGUCAAACACAGCAGCUACCCAGCAGAGGGGCUUUAUGGCAGGGCCUCAACUCCAGGCGUGCUCCCAUCAUCUGAGGCUGCACAGCUACUUCUUCAGACAGUGCUGGAGAGGAGGGACAGGCAGCGACUGGCCAACAGGAUGCAGCUGCAGGAAAGAAUUGGCAGGGUGGAAGAACUGGUGUUGAUACCACCAUAG
Monopterus albus (swamp eel) is the source of this 1413-nucleotide messenger RNA. RefSeq names its product tubulin epsilon and delta complex 1 (gene tedc1). The record is from RefSeq and is a predicted model, not a curated record. The coding region runs from base 181 to 1413 and encodes 410 amino acids. Lineage: Eukaryota; Metazoa; Chordata; Actinopteri; Synbranchiformes; Synbranchidae. The transcript is spliced from 8 exons.